Molecule: messenger RNA, 3027 nt
Organism: Schistosoma rodhaini
Lineage: Eukaryota; Metazoa; Platyhelminthes; Trematoda; Strigeidida; Schistosomatidae
Source: the annotation of a GenBank genome assembly
UAAAAUUGGUUAUUUAUUUGACCGCAAUUUCUAUGUAAACAAAUUCACUUUGAAAUAAAACAAAAGUGGUUACUGUUGUUUGUUUGUUCGUUUGUUUUAAGAAGUAAAAUUAAUAUUAUGAAUUUGACAGCUGAUUAUCCAAUAUCUAACUUUGAUAAUCAAAACUAUAGAAACUCUUAUGGAAGUAAUAACUCACAUUGGUAUUAUCCAUUUUAUGAAUAUUCAUUGAAUAAUUCAUCUUCAUCAUCAUCACCAUCAUCAUCAUUUUUAUUAUCAUCUAACAAUCCAUCAUCAUUAGUAUCUUCAACUAGUGUAUGUUUACCAUUUCAUUUUUACAUUGAUUCAUAUUAUACACAAACUAAUACAAAUGACUAUGAUAUGAAUGGAUUACAUUAUAAUUUAUAUAGUGGUAGUGAUUCAUCAACACGUUCCCUUGAUGAUACAUCAUUAUUAUUGCAUUCAUAUCAUAGUAAUAAUAAUACUAAUAAUGAAUCUAUUCGUACGGAAUAUGAAACUGAUUAUAACACAUUAUUGCCAACUACUAUUACUAAUAAUCACUUAAUACCAACAUCUUUAUCGUUAUCAUCCACACCAACAUCAUUGUCAUCGUCGUCAUCAUCAUCUUCUUCUGAAGCUGGUGAUACUGUAAGCACUACACCGAGUACAUCACCGAUUAUAACUAAUACUAAAAUCAAUGAUUCUACACCAACAUCAUCUUCACCAUCGAUGUUCACCUGUUGGUCUGAAAAUUUGUUUAAUGAAUUUCCUUUAAGUAAUAAUGCUAAUAUUAUUAAUACAAAUAAUAAUAAUAUUUAUAAUAUUGAAUAUAAUAAAUUAAAUAUGGUAAAUCUACAUAACAAUAAUAAUAAUAAUAAUAAUAAAUUUUUAUCAAAUUUCUCUUCACAGUUUAAAACAGACCAUAAACAAGAAAGUAAACUAUUAAAUCCUAUCAAUAAUUCAUUAGAAAAAUUAAAUAAUCGCCUAUUUGAAUAUCAACAAUAUAAUAAUAGUAAUAACAGUAUAUAUUAUCAAUCAUCAUCAUCAUCGCCAUCAUCAUCAUCAUCAUCAUGUUCUGAUGUAUUAAAAUAUCCUUUAUCCACUUCAAUAAUUCCAGAUCCAUUCACUGUAAUAUCUUCAUCUUCAAAUAUAUCAAAUAAAUUAUAUGAACAACAAAAUAAUCUAGUUUGUUUUAAUGAUAUACCAAAGAUAACAGAUACAUCUAUAAUAAGACAAAAUAAAUAUGAUAUUAUAGAUAAAAAAUAUUAUUUAUCUUCUACAAUAGAAUUAAACAAUCUUACCACUACUACUACUACUACUACUACUAGUAGUAGUAGUAGUAAUAAUAAUAAUAAUAAUAAUAAUAAUAAUUGUAAUAUAAUACAAGAAAACAAUUAUGUAACCAGUGAAAAUCAAUUAAAAAAUCAAUCAAUCAAUUAUCAAUUUGGUGAAACAAAUAUUAUAAAAAAAGAAUUAUCAUCAUGUAAAACAUAUUUACCUUUAUUGAUUAAAUCAACAAAAAAUUAUUUAAAUUCACAAAUAGAUGAUGCCAAAAUAGAUGAUAUGCCAAAAAUAGAUAAUAAAAUAAAAAUGGAAAAAUUAUAUUUUGAUUCUAUGAAAGAUAGUCCAUUUUGGACAGAUAUUCAUAAGGAAUUAAAACAACAACGACAACAACAACAACAACAGCAGAAUAAUCAUUAUUUAUUAUCAACUUCAUUAUCUUGUGAUUUAAUAUCAAGAGAAACGAUGGAUCAUUUAAGUUAUUACAAUUCUCGUAACCACAAUUGUAAUUCAUAUAUUGAGAAAGAAAUUAAUAGUCAUCUAUUAAAUAAUCCACAAGAUAUUUGCAAUAGUACAGGGAUGAAUAAAUUAGAAAAUAACAUAUUAUCAGUGUCUGGAGUAAUACACCCAAGAACAACAACUAUAUCAACAACUGUAACAACAGUAAUAACUACAACUACGACAAUAACAACGACAAAUGUGAAAUCUAUACAACCUUAUAAAUGGUUACAAAUAAAACGACAACAGCCACGCCAAAACAUAAUAAAUAACAAUACAUUUACAACCAAAUCAAAUACAAUUAAAAAAUCUAAUUCAUCAAAAUCCAUUGUUUCAUCGAAUUCAAAUAAUUUCCUACUCACUAAUAAUGCAAAAUUUCAAGAUAAUUCUGAAAUUAAUAAAAUCAAUGCUACAUCAUCUCUUGAGACAAAUUCAUCUGUAUGGAUGUCUGAAUUAUCAGAUCAUAUGGAAUCUAAUCAAAGAAUGUUUAACGCUAAUAUGAAUUAUGAUCCAUUGCCGUGUACAACUAUGAAUGAUUCUAUAAAUAAUUUACAUCGAGAUGAAACUAUACUAAAUUAUAAUAAUGAACGUUCUAUUGAUUGUACAGAAUGCAAUAAUCAAUCAAAGUACGACAUAAUUAAUAAUAAUAAUAAUAAUUCACUAAGUGGACGUACAAAUUUUACAACUAGACAAUUAACUGAAUUAGAAAAAGAAUUUCAUUUUAAUCGUUAUCUAUCACGUGCAAGACGUAUUGAAAUUGCAGCUGAUUUAAAUUUAACAGAAACUCAAGUAAAAAUUUGGUUUCAAAAUCGUCGAAUGAAACAAAAGAAACGUAUACGAGAUAAAAUUUUAGGUAGUACUUAUCAUGAAAUGGAAGAUAACACAACAUCAAUAACAACUAGUCCUCCAUCAUCUAUAUCUAAUAAUUUAAAUAAUAAAAUUAAUCAAUCUUGGAAUUUAAUUAGUUCACAAACAUUUAAUAAUCAAUUAUCUAUGGAAGAAAAUAAACAAUUAAGUCAUACCAAUGAUAACAUCAUUACUCUUGUCAAUAAUAAUAAUAAUCAAAGUACUUAUUAUCAUAAUAAACCUUUUAUGGAUUAUAACACUCAAGGGUUACGUAGUCAUUUAACAUUUCAUCCCUCUACAGUUUAUACUACUACUACUACUACUACUACGAUUGCUUCCAAUAUGAUCACCACUAUUGCUAAUACUAAUACUACUAACAAUGAAACUAAUCCUAUGAACAUUUAA